GGUACUGGUGGGCACUCACACGCGCGCGCGAAAGCUCACGGCAGCCAGUGCAUUUCACAGUCGUCGUCGACGCCGCCGCCGCCGCUGGCAAAAACAAACUUAAAUUUCGAACAAAAAAAUCCGUGCUGUACCAUCUCACAUUGUCGUCGUCGCCGUCGUCGUCGUUAUAGCAUUUAACAUAUUAUACCGCACAUAUCACGCCGGCCCUAUAUACGCCACCAGAAUAMCACAUAACCACGCAUUGGCGUCACCGAGAUUCUAUACCUGCGACCGAAGAGGAACUUUAAAUAUAUUAUAUUUAUUCGCCACGCAGCGCGAGUCCUAAGACACAACAGUCGAGUUACCAUCACUGCUGCACUUGCGGCGCGCAUAAACUAUAUAAUAUAAUAUAUAUUACAUAUUAUAUAGGCAGUCGUCGUCGUACGACUAGCACAUUCACGUACAGCAGCGACCGUAGUCGAGUCGUUGUCAUUCCGAUCGCUUUACGGACAAAAUGGCCGAUGGAACAGGCGCUGGACUUACCGCAGGAGAUGACACAGUGGUCGGAGGCCCAAAGACACCACAGCAAAUCGCGGCGCAAAAGCGAUUGCAACAAACACAAGCACAAGUCGAUGAGGUGGUGGAUAUUAUGAAGACGAACGUGAUGAAAGUACUGGACAGGGAUCAAAAACUCUCCGAACUAGAUGACAGAGCAGAUGCAUUGCAACAAGGGGCAUCGCAAUUUGAACAACAGGCUGGAAAACUAAAGAGGAAAUUUUGGCUACAAAAUUUAAAGAUGAUGAUCAUAAUGGGAGUUAUUGGUCUCGCAAUAUUAGCCAUUAUAGUUGCUUGGUUUUCGGACGAAUAAAUCAUAAGUAACAAACUUCGAUGCGGCCACCACAUACAGUGACAACCGAUACAACCGUCAAAGUCGUGACUCUUUAAAUGAUAAAGAAACUGAAGGUGCAUUAAAAUUAAAAUAAAAACUUAUAGGUAUAUAUAUAUAUAUACAUAUUAUACAUAUAUAAAUAUAUAUGCUAAAAAUACAUAAAUAUCGCUUUGAAAAACUGCCCCCUGCCCAAAAAAAAAAAAUACUAUCGUAAUGCUCGAAUAAAAUGAUUUUUGUUA
Messenger RNA from Diuraphis noxia (Russian wheat aphid), 1107 nucleotides. RefSeq names its product neuronal Synaptobrevin (gene nSyb). Gene Ontology annotation, biological process: vesicle-mediated transport. Lineage: Eukaryota; Metazoa; Arthropoda; Insecta; Hemiptera; Aphididae. Gene Ontology annotation, cellular component: membrane. The record is from RefSeq and is a predicted model, not a curated record.